ACACACCAUGCAUGAGUGAGCGUGAAAGGACCCUGAGGCAUGGGGUGUGUGUGUGACUAGAAUGCGAGGCCACUGCCCCAUCCCAUCAGGCCGGUAAACGGUAGUGCAGAAGGCAGACACCAUCGAUCAGUUGAGUCGACCAGCAUCAUGUGUGUGCUGCCUGGGCCUGGUUGAUGGGGUCCCAUCUAGUUUGGCAGAUUUAUUAGCAGCAUAUGGAUCUAUUCGCAUACAGCCCCGUAGAGAAAAAGAAAGAACCAAAAGGCAUUCAGCAAAUCGCCAAACUCCGGGGUUGCCCCCUCCCGUGCCCCUAGCUACCUAAUAAUUGUGCGCUCCUAUUCCUGUGGCCUCCUAACGCAAUCGCUCGCUCGCUCGCUCGAUAUUUAGCCGUGGAGAGGGGCCGAGGGAGGGAGCCUGCUCCGCUCUGCAGCACGAACAUGAUGAAGCCAUCGUGUGUACUGCUUCUUUCCAGCCUUCUUGUAGCCACUCUUGCAGCUACUUCUUCGUCCUCUCCUCCGUAUUCCGUCGGCAAGCACCCAGGGUGGCUGCUGGUUCUAGGUCGCAAAGGCAGAGAACUCGGCCAGUCGUCAGGGUACCAUUAUUACCAGCAUCAGAGCAAGCAGCCCGAGACAGAGAACCUGACACAGCUAUCCGUCCAUGGCGUGCAGCUGCAGGGAGUGGCUAUGGAGGUAAAGAAACCCGAGGAGGAGGCGACGGCGAGGCGAACGGCCGAUCAGAGCGGGGACGCCGAGACAGGGCUGAUCUACAGCGCGGACUACAGCAGCGUGGCCAUGCAUGCUGCCUCUCCGCCGACGGCGAAGCCCAAGCACAGGCACCCCACCAGACCAUAGGAAGCUGUCCUUAUGUAAGCCAGUCGUAUGCCGUCCGUUUCGUGUGUUUCUUAUCUCGCUGGAUUGUACGAGCAGAAGCACCCCUGCUGUCUCUGUAAAAUAUAGGCCCUCCUGAUGUGCUGCUUCUUUCCUUCUGUUGCUCUCGCUCUCUGUCCCUGCCAUUGCUGAUGAGUGCUAUGGCGAUAUGUUGAUCCAAACACACAAAAUGGGAUGGCAACACAAUUGUACGUCGAA
Molecule: messenger RNA, 1082 nt
Organism: Zea mays
Lineage: Eukaryota; Viridiplantae; Streptophyta; Magnoliopsida; Poales; Poaceae
Exons: 2
Coding region: 435-848 (137 amino acids)
Source: RefSeq, a predicted model, not a curated record